Messenger RNA from Cucurbitaria berberidis CBS 394.84, 2461 nucleotides. Its product is annotated as apses-domain-containing protein. Gene Ontology annotation, molecular function: DNA binding. Lineage: Eukaryota; Fungi; Ascomycota; Dothideomycetes; Pleosporales; Cucurbitariaceae. The transcript has 3 exons. The record is from RefSeq and is a predicted model, not a curated record. The coding region runs from base 73 to 1983 and encodes 636 amino acids.
AACCCGCGCAAAUAAAUGUCUGCCCAACGCUGCUCCUCGUAGAACAGGACCAUAGUGUUCAUUCACCGCAUCAUGCCGGUAACCUUUGGCGCCGUGGGCGAUAUCAUUUCAGUCUGCCUGCUUGUGAAAGAUCUUGUCGAAGCGCUCGACAAGGCUCGAGGCUCGAAGGUUGAGUAUCAGUCUGCUAUCCGUGAAUUAUGGAUACUGGAUCGCGCACUCUUGGAGAUCGAUUUGCUCAACAGGCAAUAUGGUGAUGGAUCGACUCCUGAACUGCGAAGUCUAUGCGAAACUGCGAAGCACGCCGUGGCUAGAUGCCAAGGUCUUGUUGCCACCUUCUUGGAGAGUGUUCGGAAAUACCAACGUACAUUUGACGAAGGUCAGAAGCCAGGUCUGGUCAAAGAGAUAGCAAUGAAGGUCCGCUGGCGAAUUGGAGAGAAGGAGGCACUCGACCAUUUUCGUGUGCAGAUAGCAGGUACUAGCACGAGCCUCCAGAUGCUGUUAGUCACAGCAAGUGUCAAGAUGAUGGCGAUGAAUCGAAAAGAAAUCAAUGAUAAACUAGACCGGGCUGACCGACGACAUGAGUCUACCGAUUCCGCACAGGAUGCGAUACUAAGCAGCAUCAAGGAUCGUAUCGAAGACGCGAAAGACAGCAUCGAUGCAGGCAAUUCAAUCCUAGGAAAAGUGACGGAAACUCUCAGGCUAAACUGGCUUCGCCAAUUGGGAUCGGAGCUAAAGUGCUUGAUGCGUGGGGCGAUUGCAAUGAACAUCGCUACGUAUCGAGCGGUGAUCAGCCUUCAAACAUCCCUCCCAAGCCGCCUAGAGCGAGGACUCAUUGAGGAGCCAUUCCUCCUAGAAGACCCGAUAGGUCGGAUAGCACCUGUUCACCUGCAGUUUGUUACAUCCUGGGAAGCCUUCAACAGCAUUCUUGAGAUACGGUUUCAGAGUGUACAAGGACACAUCAAAAUGAAAGAGCGGAUGUAUGGACUACAGGAUGGAGCCACCGGGAGAGAAAUAGAGCAGUCUCGAAACUGGCAAAGCGCAUUCCUGCCUGGACAACGAGUCGAGAUGAGUUUCAUAUUUCACAGUGAUGAACCUGCGAACGAAGGUUUGGAUAGGGUGGUCUGUCCCGGCUGCCAAACAUCAUCCUCGAACUCCACCGAGGCAGAUGUACACUGUCAGAACUGCCUCAUGUGGUUCCGAAGGAUUACUGUUGUUGAAGAGGAGGACUCCUUGCCGCAGUCCUCCUUGCUAGAACUAAAGCCCGGGCUUGACGAAUCGAAACCCUCCGGACAACCAAGUACAUCUUUCACGGCCGGUAAGAGACGGUUUGAACAUGACGAUAUCAAGGAGGAUGAGGACAUGAGAGAGUUCAAACGGGUAAGACUCAUAUCGACGAAAAAGCGGGUUGGCCAUCAACGUUCUGUCACCACCGAGGAUGUUACAAGAAAUCCCUCUCCGCUCACGCUCACGCCCCCGCCUCCAACCACCAGUAAAUCUGGGAUGGUCGACAAACUUGACUUAGAUUUCGAUAACACCGGCCAAAUCGCGCCCCCUGGGCUCGCGCCACGUGUCCAUGCCUCCUUGUGGGAAGAUGAGGGAACUCUUUGCUUCGAAGUCGAGUCGAAGAGUGUACGCGUCGCACGCCGCGAAGACAAUCACAUGAUUAAUGCUACAAAGUUACUCAACGUAGCCGGCAUGAAUCGAGGACGCCGAGACGGCAUACUUAGAGCUGAAAGGACUCGCCACGUUGUCAAGCUUGGUCCAACGAAUCUCAAGGGUGUUUGGAUUCCAUUCGAACGAGCACUCGAAUUUGCCAACAAAGAGAGGAUAACUGAACAGCUCUACCCUCUCUUUGUGUAUGAUAUCGGAGCUUUAUUGUAUCACCCUGCAAAUCGGACAGGGGGAAAGGCGUCAGCAAUCGGAAAACUUGAGACUGGGCUAGGAGCAGAUAAUCUGGACCAAACACAGGAAGGUAAUUCUUAACUGGAAAGUAUUCAUGUUGGAACGGGUGCGUCAAGUUGACAGGUUGAGAGAACUUUAUAGCGGAUGAAGUAGGCAGCAAAGCAAAAGUAUGUGCCCACUGAGGUGAUAAGGUUUCGUGUAGACGAACGGCACGUGAGAGCGUUUGAGUUCAUGAACGAACGUCUGAGAAAUGUCAGCAUUGGCAAAAGAUGGUAAUUGUGGACGAAACCAAACUUAUCGUCAUCCCGAAAUCAUCAUAGAGAAGAGGUACAAGAAGGAGGCAUAUCCUCUCUUCUCUUUCUUCCUAAUUCGCUCCUCAGCAACCAUCAAGUCAUCUCCUCGCUAUACUUUAUCUCUUCCUCUGCUCUUUCAUUAAUGAAGAUGUUUCUCCCCAUCGUUUUAUUGGGGCUAUCGCAGCAAGAAUGCUAAAUCGUCUUCAAAGACUGUGCCGCGAUACAUGGCUGAUACUCACUUCACCGAUGCAGUGGGGUAUAAUCGG